AAUCGUUGCUGCUACUUUGACAAGGUUUUUUUUUUCCUGGUCUAUGGCUUUAAUUCAAAUAUUUUGCAUUAAUAAAACAGCUAAUUCUGUUGUUGACACUUUUUACGUCAUUGCGGUGAAUGUCAAAAAACUCCAGUAACGGCUGAGGGUUCCAUGCCACUGCUGUCCCACUCUGUUCUAAGUCACCAGUCACCAGUAUGGAUGAAGAAAGCCUUGAGGCUGCGAUCGCUGCCUAUAAUGUACAGCUACAGCAGGUGGAGAUGGCCCUUUCAGCUGGCCUGGACCCCAGCCAGCAGCCAGACCUGCUCAAACUGAAAGAAGACAUUUGCCAGCUGAUAGAACUAACUGAGGCCAGCCUGGUGUCUGUCAAAAAGAGUCGGCUGCUGUCCAGCCUGGAGGACAGUAACGAACUGCAGAUAAACACCUUAGAGACAGCCGGUGACACCAAUAGUGCAAAUGGCAGUCUGGCCGCUGAGUUUGCUGCUUUUUACUCUGAACUGGGAGAGUGUUCAGGCAGCAGCUCUGAUGCUAGAGAGAAAGAUGAAGUGGAAGGUGGAACGGUGGAUUAUGAUGAGGAGGGAGAAGAAGAGGAGGAUGAUGAAGAAGAAAAUACACUUAGUGGCACCAAAGUUAGAGCACCCUACAGAACAACAUGGGGGACGCUAGAGUACCACAAUGCCAUGGUGGUGGGGGCAGAACCUCCAGAUGGAGAAGAGGCACAAUUAAGGGUGCUCUACAUCUAUCCUACUCAGAAAUCUAUGAAGCCCUGUCCGUUCUACCUGGAGGACAAAUGUCGCUUUGAGGAUAACUGCAGGUUUUCUCAUGGUGAGGUGGUUUAUAUGUCAGAGCUCAGAGAGUUCCUGGACUGUGACCUCAGUAAUCUUGAAGAGGGUUCAGCCUGCUUGGCUCGACAUGAGGACGGCAUCUGGUAUCCAGCCAAGAUAAAAGAAAUUGACAGUGGGUUCUACACUGUAAAGUUUGACUCACUGCUGUUGAAAGAGGCUGUAGUUGAAGCUGACGGCAUCAUCCCACCUCUAAGAGAAGAUGACCCAGUCUCCUCCGACUCUGACACAACGGACACGGGAGAUGGAGAGGCUCUGGGAUACGCAAAAGUUCUCGACUCUGCCAUGGAAUCUGCAACAACAUUCAACAGCUCUAACUUUGGUGGUUGGGAGGCACACACCAGAGGCAUCGGAUCCAAACUUAUGCUCAAAAUGGGUUAUGAAUAUGGAAAAGGUUUAGGGAAGCUGCAAGAGGGUCGAGUGGAGCCUGUGAUGGCAGUCGUCCUCCCAAAGGGAAAGUCUCUGGACGAGUGUGUGGAGCUCACACUGAGACGCACACAGAGCAGGACUGCUAAAAAUGGCACACAAGCUGCCCGUCCGAAACGGCGCAGAAAACCUCGAGCCGCGACCGGAGAGCGCAAAACUGUCUUUGACUUUUUAAACCACAAGUUAGGAGACAGGAGCACAGGUUCUGCAGAGGGGGGCGCUGCUGUGCCGUCGGCAGUGACAGGGGUGGAGGCUUACAGAGCAGGAAAAAGCACCAAGAGGACUUUGAAUGUGAAGCUGUUUCAGGCUGCUCAGAGGGUGUCCCAGACUGAGAGGGAGAUCCAGAAACUGAGCGAGUCUCUCAGCAGACAGACAGGCAGGGACGCGUCCAGAGUCAAGCAGCUGGAAGAGCAGCUGUCUGCGCUCCGCCGCCUGCUGGCCCAGCAGAAAGCUCAGGAGCUGUCGAUCCAGAAAGAGCACAAGAAGGCGGACACACACAAGAAGAUGACAGAGUUCUGA
Nematolebias whitei (Rio pearlfish) is the source of this 1787-nucleotide messenger RNA. It is a transcript of the gene zgpat, whose product is annotated as zinc finger, CCCH-type with G patch domain. Bases 198 to 1787 code for a protein of 529 amino acids. The record is from RefSeq and is a predicted model, not a curated record. The transcript is spliced from 7 exons. Gene Ontology annotation, cellular component: nucleus. Gene Ontology annotation, molecular function: RNA polymerase II cis-regulatory region sequence-specific DNA binding; metal ion binding; DNA-binding transcription factor activity, RNA polymerase II-specific. Gene Ontology annotation, biological process: negative regulation of DNA-templated transcription; regulation of transcription by RNA polymerase II. NCBI's taxonomy places the organism in Eukaryota, Metazoa, Chordata, Actinopteri, Cyprinodontiformes, Rivulidae.